Messenger RNA from Nicotiana tabacum (common tobacco), 909 nucleotides. The record is from RefSeq and is a predicted model, not a curated record. Lineage: Eukaryota; Viridiplantae; Streptophyta; Magnoliopsida; Solanales; Solanaceae.
AUGACGUGGUUAGACGACAAGGCCGAUGAUUCAGUUGUUUAUGUGAGCUUCGGGAGUCGUGCAAUGUUGACACGACAGCAAGCGGAUGCCCUGGCGACAGCCUUGGAGUGUAGUGGGGUGAAUUUCGUGUGGUGCUUGAGAAUUCAAGAGGAAGGACACGUCGCAGGCUACAAGGACGUGAUCACGAAAGAAUAUGAGAAUCGAGUAGCAAAUAGAGGGUUGAUAAUCAAAGGUUGGGCUCCACAAGUUGCGAUACUAAGACAUCGAGCUGUGAGUGUUUUCUUGACUCAUUGCGGAUGGAACUCGAUACUAGAAGGCAUAUCCUCUAAGGUGCUCAUGCUAACAUGGCCUAUGGGUGCAGACCAAUUUAUAAGUGCAGAAUUGUUGGUUAACGAACUCAAUGUGGGAAUUAGAGCUUGCGAAGGUGGUUGUCAGGUAGUCCCAGAUUCAGUCGAGUUGGCUCAUAUCUUAUCCGAGUCAAUUACUGGAGCCCCCCCACAGAAAGAGCGAAUGAGUAAACUCCAUGAUUCUGUCUUAGAGGCCCUUCAAAAGGGAGGGAGCUCUAGUCAAGAUUUGGAUGCAUUUGUCAAGCAAAUUAGAAUAUGUCAGCCAAGUGGGGGUGAUAGUAAUGUUACUUUUGAGAAGGAAUCUGGUCAAAAUUUGGGAGGCUGUGAGGGUUUGGGAACUUCUGAAAAGGCAUCCAAUACGGCUGAAAAUAGUUCCAAUAUCAGUGUGCUUACAGCUGUUACUACUGAUGAUAGUUCAAACUCCUCAUCUGAAUCAAAUUCAUCUGAAUCUAGUAGCAGCAUUAAUAAUAGCUCAGAUUCAGAGCAUGAGGAGUUGUUUGAAGAAGGAGAAGCUGAUUAUGGAAGUGAUACACAUAAGGAAUACAUGGCAUUUAGGGCAUAA